AAACGUAUCAGCAUACUCUUGAUUUGACGCUGGCGCUGGCGUUGACGCUCGCGGCUGCUCGCGGCACUCGUGCUCGGGAAGUCGGGACUGUCGGGAGGGAUUGGAGGGAUGCGCACGUAGGGCGAUUGACAAGUCCUUCCGCCGCUUUGCGUGUCCCGUGUGCGAUUUCCAGGACCAACCUAUCGCAACGAUCGCACGACAAUGACUGACGGCACCGGGAACGAGGAUUCCACGGCGUUCAACUCCAUAUCCGAUCCAGGCAAGGCCAACGCCGGCACAGCGGGUGCAGUAGUUUUAUAUUCGACCGCACAAGCAUGGCGAGCCCAGUUCCACCGCAGUCUCACACGUACCAGCGUCUCGGAGUCGUCGGACGAGGAGGAGGAGGAGAAUCUAUCUCAGUAUCAAUUCGAGGAUGACUUGGAGUACCUCAGGUCGCUCGAUCCAAGAGAUUGGAAGGAUCAGGACCACUACGCUGUUCUAGGCUUGAAAGAUCUCAGGCACCGGGCGACCGAAGAUCUUAUCAAAAGAGCUUACAAACUAAAGAUACUGAAACAUCAUCCCGAUAAGCGUAAGGCGAUGGGCGAGGAAAUCCGACCAGACGAUGAUUACUUUACAUGUAUAACUCGUGCCUGGGAGACUCUCGGGAGUCAGGCGAAGAGGCGAAGCUAUGACAGUGUGGAUCCUUAUUUCAAUGACAGUUUACCAGAGGAGAAGGACUGUCGAACCAACUUUUACGAGGUGCUGGGUAAAUCAUUCAAAGAAAACUCACGGUGGUCCGUGAAGAAACCCGUGCCGCGAUUGGGCGGGCCAUUCACGCCACGAGAGAAGGUAGAACAGUUCUACUCGUUCUGGUAUGACUUCGAUUCCUGGCGCGAAUACUCGUACCUCGACGAGGAAGACAAGGAAAGUGGUCAAGACCGGGACAUGCGCAAAUGGAUCGAGAAGAAGAACAAAGCCACCAGAGCAAAACGGAAAAAAGAAGAGAUGGCGCGAAUACGCACUUUAGUGGACAUGGCUUACAAUAUAGAUCCUAGGAUAAAGAAAUUUCAGCAAGAGGAUAAGGAGAAGAAAAACGCUGUGAAAAGGGCGAAGCAGGAGGCAGCGAAAGCCAGGCAACAGGAAGAAGAGAGAAUAGCGCGGGAUGCGGCGGAGAAAGAAAGAUUGGAGAGAGAGAAGAAAGAAUCCGAGGAAAGGGCGAAGCAAGAUGCACUGAAACAGGAACGAGAGGUGCAAAAGAAGGCGUUGCGCAAAGAAAGAAAGGCGUUUAGAGAUUUUUGCAAGGCUAACGAUUACUUUGCCAAAAACUCGGAAGAGAGUCUCCGGCACAUGGAGAGCGUAGAGAAGAUCUGCGAACUGUUCAAGCUCGUGCAGCUUGAAAAGGCAAUGAAGAAUCUUCAGACUAAUGGCAGAACUGCAUUUUUGAAUAUUGUUGAAGAAGCUGAACGAAGAAUCGAAGCGGAACGCCGGGUUAAUGUGAUUAAUAAUGACGCGAAAAAUACACCCGAUAAACAGAUUAAGACUUGUACCGCACCUUGGAGCGAGAACGAUUUGCAACUGUUGAUAAAAGCAGUCAAUUUGUUCCCUGCCGGUACCAAUCAACGUUGGGAAGUAGUGGCGAAUUUCAUCAAUCAACACAGCAGUUCCACCAGUGGAGUCACCCGCGACGCCAAGGAGGUUCUGGCAAAGGCCAAGAGUCUGCAGUCAACUGAUUUUAGCAAAUCGAGUUUAAAAGAACAGGCAAAUAAGAAAGCCUUUGACAACUUCAUUGCCGAGAAAAAAAGUAAAGAAAUUAUUGAAGAAAGAAUGCCAGCUGUUACGGAGCGUCUAGACCAUCCAAUCGCGAACGGCGUCGCCGCCGAAGCUAAAGAGGCGAAAAAGGAAUCGGCACCGUGGACACCAGGUGAACAGAAACUCCUGGAACAGGCACUGAAGACUUAUCCUACAACGGUCCCAGACAGAUGGGAUCAGAUCGCGGCAUGUAUACCCACUAGAACGAAAAAGGAAUGCAUGAAAAGAUACAAGGAAUUAGUCGAGCUCGUGAAAGCGAAGAAGGCGGCGCAAGUGACAAAAUAAUAUUAACUGUACGCUAAGCUCGAAAUUUCCUUCUAACUUAUUGAACUCUAGUUCAAUUUCGCGAUUCCGAAGCAAUGGCUAUUUCGUUCCUUGAAACGGAAUUCUUCCCUAGAGAAUUUUAAACAAAAUUUAAGACUGGAAGACAAGAACCUUAGCUUACUCAUUGAGUGCCAGUUCGCGUGCAUACUUGUGCCUUGCUACAGUCGAUACGUGCACAAAUUAGUUGCACGGCAUACAGAGAAAUUCGACGUGUUUUGUUCAGUCGAUUCCACGAUACGUUUUAUUCCUAUGCGCCGUAACAUCUUGAACGUACACUUGAAGCCGUGCUGCUACCCGACCAUUACUUCCGUAAAGAUGAUGCUUAUGAAAUAGGAAGAUCUCUUAUGUUUUUAUUUGGCAACAUAUGAAUUUUUGCGACCGACUUACACUUCAUAUUGUAAGUACUGUAAAAAGAGGAGCUGCUGGCGCCACGCAGAGGCAACGGCUAGAGGAGAACAAUGGACUUUAUAAAUAAACGAGAAUGUUUGGAAAAGGA
Messenger RNA from Solenopsis invicta (red fire ant), 2608 nucleotides. RefSeq names its product dnaJ homolog subfamily C member 2. Gene Ontology annotation, cellular component: cytosol. The transcript has 5 exons. The coding region runs from base 202 to 2073 and encodes 623 amino acids. The record is from RefSeq and is a predicted model, not a curated record. Gene Ontology annotation, molecular function: ribosome binding; Hsp70 protein binding. Lineage: Eukaryota; Metazoa; Arthropoda; Insecta; Hymenoptera; Formicidae. Gene Ontology annotation, biological process: 'de novo' cotranslational protein folding; regulation of translational fidelity.